AUGUUAUUGUGUCUCUGGGUGAUAAGACUUUUUAACAUUCCGACAGUAAUUCCCGAAUUUACUAAUAGCAUUAUCCUUUUCUCAAUAGUUCCUAAUGCAACUUUUACUUUAAAACAAUUUCGUUCUCAAUUAUCAACCCAAUCUCAUGGAAUCAUUAAUCAAAUUUUUCCCAACAAAAUUAUUGAAUUAAACCGCUUAUUUAAUGAUUAUACUAACAAAAAGUUCACAUCCCAACUUGAUUUUUGUUUUGAAGAUUCACAACAGACUGACAUUAAUUUGUCAUCACAAAGUUCUCUUUUCUCUAUUUACUCAAAUAUUGAUUGUUCACAAUAUUCCAAUUCUUCAAUUCCCACCAUAAAUAUACCUAACAUUAAUAAAGAUAAUUCAAAUGCACCUAAAAAAAGAAAAGGAAAUCCUGACGAAGAAUAUAAAGAGCAAAAUAUUGAUCACAAAAAAAUUAAAGAUGGAAAUUCAAAAGAAAAUCUGCAUAAGUUUUGUGAUGACGCGAAUAGCGAGUAUAAUGAAAUCGCAAAAUUAUCUGUACAACAUUUGAAUGAAGGAAAAGAUUAUCGUUGUAUCGAAGAAUUGCAAAAAAUUCUUAAAGAUGAAGUUGCUUGCUUGAUAGAAUAUUGUUGCAAAUUAAGAGUUUGGAUAUCCACUAACACAGAAGAAAAAACUUCUGGUAUGUCAACGCUUGAAGUUAUAACAACUGAAUUGUCGCGUGUUGAAGCAAAUUCACUUGCAUUUUUGGGUACCUUUACAAAAUUUCAUGUUGACCGUUCCGAAUUAAUCAAAAAUAUUUAUAAAUAUCCUUCGAUUCAUGAUAACUUCAAUGCUCUCGUUUAUUUUGAUUAUAAACAUUUAAUUAAUAUUAGACAUCAUCUUCAAGAUAUGUUUAAUACUUAUGUUAUUAUUCAUAAUAUUUUUCAGAAUGAUAUAAUUCCUUUAGAUGAUUAA
Molecule: messenger RNA, 957 nt
Organism: Diversispora eburnea
Lineage: Eukaryota; Fungi; Glomeromycota; Glomeromycetes; Diversisporales; Diversisporaceae
Source: the annotation of a GenBank genome assembly